Molecule: messenger RNA, 1607 nt
Organism: Oppiella nova
Lineage: Eukaryota; Metazoa; Arthropoda; Arachnida; Sarcoptiformes; Oppiidae
Source: the annotation of a GenBank genome assembly
GUUUUCUUUAAAAUUUUCCACAAUUUUAAAUUUACUAGUUUAUUGUAAAUACAAUGGAAACGAGUAUUAAGUAUUCGAGUCUUGAGAAAUCAAUUAAAAUAGAGGACAAUAAGGACAAUAAGCUAUGGGGCGGAAGAUUUGAGAAAGGGUUGGACCCUCUGAUGGAGGAAUUUAACUCAUCCCUCAAAUUCGACAAAAGAUUAUAUUCAGCCGAUAUCACCGGAAGUAUCGCCUACGCCAAGGCUCUCAGGAAAUGUGAUCUUUUGAAAGAAAGUGAAGUGAAUUUAAUAGAAGAAGGACUCGAGAAUAUCCGAAGCGAAUGGCUGUCGGGAAUGUUUGCCAUCAAAUGGGGCGAUGAGGACAUACAUACGGCUAAUGAGAGACGGCUUAAGGAACUGAUUGGCGCUGAGAUCGGCGGCAAACUGCAUACGGGUCGCAGUCGUAACGAUCAGGUGUCCACUGAUAUGAGAUUAUGGUUAAGGGAUUCAAUCAGGGAAUUACUGAAGUGUAUGUAUAAACUCAUUGAAGUGAUCAUCAAAAGGAGUUUGCAGUAUACGGAGGCAAUAAUGCCGGGCUAUACACACCUACAACGGGCACAACCCGUAUACUUCAGCCAUUGGUUGCUGUCGUUUGCAUUUAUGUAUCAACAGGACUGCGAGCGACUCUUGUCGUCAUUGGAUCGGAUGAAUGUGUGUCCACUGGGAAGCGGUGCCAUCAGUGGAAAUCCGUUUAACAUCGACAGAGAUUUCUUGGCUAAAGAAUUGGGAUUUAAUUCGUGUUCAAUGAAUAGCAUGCAUGCGGUCGGCGACCGAGACUUCAUCGCGGAGUUCCACUUCUGGUCGUCGCUGACAGUCAUCCACUUCAGCAAAAUGGCUGAAGACAUGCUUAUAUUCAGUUCCAAAGAGUUUGAUUUCAUUGAGAUCUCCGACUCUUUUAGUACGGGAUCUUCGCUGAUGCCGCAGAAGAAGAAUGCCGACAGUCUUGAGCUCAUUAGAGGGAAGUCCGGAAGAAUUAUCGGCAAUUUGACAGCACUUCUUGUUAUACUGAAAGGCAUUCCCAGUACUUUCAAUAAAGAUCUUCAGGAAGAUAAGGAGGGAAUGUUUGACUCAAUGGACACAAUGAAGAGCGUUAUUCAAGUGAUGACCGGAGCUAUUGAUACGCUAACGUUGAAUCGCAGCAAAUGUAUUGAGGCAUUGAGUAGCGAUAUGUUGGCCACAGAUAUCGCCUACUAUUUGGUCCGGAAAGGCGUGUCGUUUCGCAAAUCACACGAAUUGGCCGGAAGUGUUGUGGCGACCGCUGAACGGCUUGGCGUCGAAAUACAUAACUUACCGCUCAAUGCGUUCAAAGAGAUAUCGUGAGUGAAACGCAUAAUAAUAAUCAUAAUAUGAAUGUUUGAAUAUCAGACGAGAUUUGUCGCCUUUUUUAGAGACCAUUUCGAUGAAGACAUCAGAGUUUUAUGGAAUUUCGAGAAUAGCGUCAAUCAAUACACAGUGAAAGGCGGGACGAGUAGGCAGAGUGUUGCCCAACAAAUCAAUUUCUUGAAGGAUUGGCUCAAAGAUAAAAUUGAAUAACUAGUGGACCGGAGAGAGCGACAAAUACAAAGUUAC